This is a messenger RNA of Thunnus maccoyii (southern bluefin tuna), 1779 nucleotides long. It is a transcript of the gene mims1b, whose product is annotated as family with sequence similarity 210 member Ab. NCBI's taxonomy places the organism in Eukaryota, Metazoa, Chordata, Actinopteri, Scombriformes, Scombridae. The record is from RefSeq and is a predicted model, not a curated record. The transcript has 4 exons. Gene Ontology annotation, cellular component: mitochondrion. The coding region runs from base 207 to 1061 and encodes 284 amino acids.
GCGGUUGGGAGUACAUGCUGCCCUCCGUGCAGUCCAGUCCCUACUGCUGCUGCACCGAGAAAUGCGGUCCUUGAACGGCACAUAACCCGGGCAGGUCUGCAUGGCCCUCAGGACUCAGGAGCCCGAUUUAGUCUGGGCGUGAACAGGUAACUUCCAUCUCUGUCCUUAAACGUCACAGCAGCAGAAAGGAGGAGGAGGAGGAGACGAUGAUGAUAAUGCAGCGCAUCCUAUCCUAUGGUACACUGCGCCGGGCGGCAGUGGUGCGCCCAUUGCUGGUGGGCGUCACCGUCCAUGAACCGCCAGUAGCAUUUUGCUGCUCUGCCCUCCGCCUGUCCCUGCCGACACCUACAGGCCGACUCUGGCUGUCAACCUCAGCCUCCAGCAAUGCAGCACAUCAGCCGAAACACCAGCCGCCAGAGGAGGAGCCACAGGCCAGCUCCACACCUCCAUCACAGGCGGUCCGGAAAGAGGAAGCUGAGCCUGAAUUUGUAGAGGUGGACCCCCUGCAGGAUAAAUCCAUCGGUCUGGUCCAGAGGUUUAAGAGGACUUUCAAACAGUACGGGAAGGUGAUGAUCCCCGUGCAUCUCGUGACGUCCUCCAUGUGGUUUGGAACCUUCUAUUACGCUGCUAUGAAAGGUGUGAAUGUAGUGCCAUUUCUGGAGAUGAUCGGUCUACCAGAGUCACUAGUUGGCCUUUUGAGAGACUCUUCAAGUGGUUAUGCUCUGACUGCAUACGCCAUGUACAAGAUUGCCACUCCUGCCAGAUAUACAGUGACUCUGGGUGGCACAUCACUAUCUGUUCAGUACCUCCGCAAGCACGGCUACUUAUCCACACCACCGCCAGUUAAAGAAUACAUCCAGGACAAAAUGGAAGAGACAAAGGAGAAACUGUCAGAAAAAAUGGAGGAGACAAAGGAGAGAUUUUCCGAGAAAAUGGAGGAAACUAAAGAACGCUUUUCUGAGAAAAUGGAAGAGACUAAGGACAAGCUUUCUGAGAAACUGCAGGAAACCAAAGACAGAGUGUCUGAGGGAAAAGCGUUUUUUAGGAAGAAAAACGAUUAGCAGAUCAGGUUUACAGGUGGCGCCUCUCAAUAAAUGAUCCAAUUUAGGUCUCGACAAGUAAUCAGUGAGUUUGGGGCAAGUAACGGGCAGCACUACUGAGACUGUUGGGAAAGAAGAGAGAGACAUUGCACUAUCCUUGUCCUGAAGUUUCACCUCACACAUCUCAGUUAUUACCUGUUGUCUAUUUAAGUGUCAAAUUAAUUCCUUAAUUGUCAAAACCCUGCCAUGAUGCACUGCAAGUGUAGACUAGACAGCAGCUUAGCAGACUCCUGGCAAUGCUGCAUUUUGGCUCAGUCAUCUCAGACUGGAUUUACACAGGCUCAAGUGAUCUGGGCUUUAACUGUUUGUUAGCUGAAGCUAUUCUCAUGUCUCUUUACACACAUAUACGAAGAAGAAAAGAGUUCUGGGAAAAAUAAAUUGAUUUGCCUGUGUAUAAAAGAGCAUCUAUUAAAGACUGUAUGGGAGAGAGCAAUGCUAAUCCUUGUGGCUGUUAGGAAAAUAAAACUUGAAGCUCAUGGUUAGCUGUGUGUACUAGUCCAUCAAAGCCUUUCUGAAGGCUGGGUAUCACCUUGUGUCUUUUAUAAUGUAAUGAGAAAGAAAUUAAGUUUUUCUAAUGUAUUUUUAUCUGAUAGCCAAAGCUAAUAUAUUACAUUAUUUUGGUGUCUCUACCACUUAAUGUAUCGACUGAAAAGUGUGAAUAAAAUGACAGUUCAAAGCC